UUAUAUUUAUUUAUAGUUAUAUAUAGUAUACAUCAACUUCAAGCAUAGUGUUGUGGUUAAUAAAACAUAUUACAGGUGACUAACGCAGCUCUAUGGUCGUUAUGACCAUGUUUAUGAUCGUCUUUAAGUUACAUAAGUUUCAACACAAAGUUACAAAAUUCGACAGGCGGUGGUGCUCAGAAGUUUCUGCAUAUGAAGAAAGAAAACACUAUGUCGAGUAGUAGCAGCUCUGAUUGGUUUUCUUCGGUCAACAAGAUGUCAGAUACCACUGAUGUGAAGUCCUUGCUACUGGUUAUUUCAGAGAUCAUGAAACUAUCAACUGUGACAGAAAACGAUAACUUCAUCACAAUAGGAUGCUAUUUUUACCGUGUUUUUUCAGUCAUCGUGGAAUUGGAAUCGUCGGAAAAUAAACCAAAAAAUGCAGCAGAGAUUUUACUGGCACUCUCAGAAUGCAUAUACAUAGCAAAACACCUACUGUCAAACUGCAACAAAAAUUUAGAAGUCGAACGCAUCACAAAUCAGCUUGAAAGGGUAGUCAAACACAUGGGUGAAGUACUAAACUCGAUGAGAUCAUCAUCAGGGCGCUAUUUCCAUUAUGCCGUUCAGUCCAUAGUACAAGACAUCAAUGGGUUUUGUUUUGAAACCAGUGGCAUUCAUUAUGAUCAUAAGGAGAACGAUCUUUACACGAUUAAUGAUUUUGAAAGCUCCACAGAUGAUGAAUCAGAAACACCCCUUGUGAUGAGUUUUCCAGAUUUGGGUUCAUAUACAGAACCAUUAUAUGAAACCUUCUUUUGUCCAUUGACAAAUAAGAUUAUGGAGGAUCCGGUCACAAUAGAAACAGGUGUCACAUACGAAAGGGUUGCAAUAACAAACUGGUUCAAGAAGUUUAGCAAUCCUGCUGAUAUCAUUUGCCCGAAGACAGGCAUGAAGAUAACAAAUCAAGUUUUCAACAGAAAUAUCGCUCUGUUGGAAACGAUCAAGCAUUGGGAGGAAAGAAAUGAACAAGCAAGUAUAAAGGCUGCAGUAUCAGCUCUGUCUUUAACCAGUAAUAAGCCCAUGAUUCGUGAGGCACUGCACAAUUUGCAAAAUUUAUGCAGAAAAAGGCAGUAUAAUGUGGUGGAGAUACGUACAAUCGGUGUCAUACCACUUCUUGGAGAAAUAUUGAAGCAUCAAGAUAAAGAUUUGAUUUUUGAAACUCUUGAAUUACUAAGACAGUUGACUGAGAAUGAUGAUGAAAACGAAGGAAAGGAAAUGAUUGUCAGGAAAGUGGACUUAUAUGAAAUUAUACGAAUUUUAUCGAGUAAAGAUGAAUGCAUUUGGCGUUCGGCUUUGCUUCUUCUAGUUGAGCUUUCAAAAAGUAAGGUUUUUUGUGAUCAAAUUGGUUCUGUUAGUGGUGGAGUUCUGAUGCUGGUUACUCUAAAGUACAAACAAUCGAAUAAUGAAUUUUUGGUAGAAAAAGUCGAUUAUAUCUUGAAAAACUUAGAGAGAUCGCCAGAUAACAUCAAGAUCAUGGCAGAAAAUGGAUAUUGGCAGCCUCUAUUGCAUCACUUUCUUGAAGGUAAUGAAGAUAUGAAGAUGGAGAUGGCAGAUUACAUUGGAGAAAUUUUUCUUGGAAAUGAUCAUGAGAUUAAAAACUAUGUCGCAGAGACGGCUUCACCUGCCUUGCUUCAAAUGGUGUUUCAUGGAAACUCUCUGGCAAGAAAUGUCGCAUUUACAGCAUUGAAGCAAAUCUCAUCUCACCACGAAAAUGGAAAGAUUCUUGUGAAAACGGGGGCCAUUGGUAAAAUGCUCAAUGAAGUGUUCAAACGAACGAUCUACGAUGAACCAAUGAAUUCAAAGGCAGAAGCUGCAGGUAUACUUGCAAACAUACUUGAAUCAGGAUCUGUUGAGUUAAAUGACCUCCAAGUUGAUCACAAGAUGUCCUUGGAUUACAUUAUAUACAACAUUGUCAAAAGGGUUGGGAAUUCAAUGCCAGAUGAGAUGAACAUAAACUUUGUGAGAAUCCUUUUAUGCCUCAUGAAAUUCCUGAAAACAUCUACGAUUAUCGUAUCGGUGGUAAAAGAGAAUGAUGCCUGUGCAAACAUUAUCGAGCUUUUGAACAACCCAAAUGAGGAACUACAGGUGGUUUCGAUCAUGUUUUCUAUAGCUCUUUCACCGUUUCUUGGCCAAAUAUUGGCAGAUAAACUAUGCAAAACUAGAGGCCAACCUCAAGCAUUGCUAAAAGAGCUUCCGGAAAUGACACCACCAACUGAAAAACAAGCAGUUUCUGUCAAUUUCCUGGCCAAACUUCCCCAUGAAAAUAUUUCACUUAAUUUAGCUCUAUAUCAUACAGUUCCUUUAAUUCUGAAAAAGAUCGAUCAAAUUCAGAGGUCUGGCAUGAGAAUGAGCAAAUAUGGAAUUGUUUAUCUGGAAGGACUUGUGGGUAUUCUUGUUCGGUUCACUGCAACACUCUACGAAAACCACUUUUUGAUUCUAGCAAAGAACUUCACUUUCACAAAUGUGUUCACCGAAUUGCUUAUGAACACAUUUAGCGACGAAAUUCAGAAGCUCUCGGCAAAAGGGUUAGAAAAUUUGUCAUUAAAAACAGUUAUUUUAUCCAAACCCGCACCAAUUAAAAAAAUAAAGAAACUCAGGGUCAGAAAGUUCUUAUAUUUGCUAAAGUGUUUCUCAUUUGAUUCAAGAGAUCUUGAAGUCAUACCACUAUGCCAACUUCAUAAAGGAGUAUGCUCUUCUCAAGAGACCUUUUGUUUGCUUGAAGCAAAAGCAGUCAAAAAGCUGUUGACUUGCUUUGAACAUAAGAAUAUUGAAGUGGUGGAGGCUGCAUUAUCGGCAAUAUGCACGUUGUUAGAUGAAAGAGUCGAUUUGGGCACAAGUGUGAGUAUUUUGAUCCAAGAAAAGGCCAUACAGCAUGUUCUGAAUGUGGUGAAAGAGCAUAAAGAUGAAUCUUUGAGGCGAAAAACAUUCUGGAUGUUAGAUAAGUUGCUUAAGGAAGGUGAUGAUAAUUCGAACUCAGAAAUAUCACAAGACAGAUUCUUGCGUGCGACAUUAAUCAACGUUUUGCAUUACGGUAAUGGUGACACCAGGUUGAUGGCUGAGAAAAUCUUGAGGCACUUGAAUAAUAUGCCUAAGUUUGAGUAAUACUAGCAAGUAUGCAGUUUUAUAUACUUUGUACAUAGUAUACAGCAGCAGAUUAGUUUCUAAGUCUGAUAAUCAUAUAAACUAUAUUGGAUUAUCUAUAUGAAUACACAUUUUUAAUUUC
This is a messenger RNA of Erigeron canadensis, 3259 nucleotides long. RefSeq names its product putative U-box domain-containing protein 42. Bases 193 to 3138 code for a protein of 981 amino acids. The record is from RefSeq and is a predicted model, not a curated record. Lineage: Eukaryota; Viridiplantae; Streptophyta; Magnoliopsida; Asterales; Asteraceae. Gene Ontology annotation, molecular function: protein binding; ubiquitin-protein transferase activity. The transcript has 4 exons. Gene Ontology annotation, biological process: protein ubiquitination.